GUUUUGGACUGCUUUAAAGGCCUGAUUUCUUAUGAGGGGCCUUCAUUGAACAUGCAAUCACCGCCCCAGUCAUUCCGUACGGCCGUCUCGACACCGACUCCUUACGCGACGACUCUGAAGAGGGCCCGUUCACCUGGACCUGGGUCGCCGACGACGGCGGAGAGGCAAGUUAAACGCGUUGCGCUUGCUAUCGCAAAUGGGGGCGACGCGGCAACGUCUGUGCUCAAUGUGAACCGUCGUGUUUCGUUCGCCGCGUCGGACGUCAGCGAUCCGUGUCAUUUUCCUCUGUCUUCGUCUUCGUCGGCGUCGAUGCCCCUGCAUUUGUCGGGACACCAGCCUGGAAUGGGAUUCCAGGACGAUUGGAUACGUCCAAGCAAAGGACCUUGCGAUAUUGCACCGGGUGGCGGUGGUUCGGACGAGAAUAUGAUCAUAGACAUGCAGCCCCAUUCGCAUCCUUAUUCGGACGCGCCCAUCAUCCCUGAGGAGUCCGCUAUGUCAAUAUUGUCAUCACCCAGAUCUUCGUCGCACAACCACCACCAUAAUACUACGAUUGCAAUGGACGACCAUAAUACCCGUGAACACACAAUCAUACCAGCUUCGACCACUAUUACUACUACGUCGUCUUCGUCAACUUCGCCCUCGCCCCCACCAUCAUCAUCAACAUCCUCCAUGGCGCCAUCGGCCGCAUAUCCCCCGGCGAUCUACUUUUCCCCCGCAACCCCGUCUUCCGAGGCACCCACGCCUCCGUCGCAUGACUACGGUUUUCGAGAACAGGAACACGAAUUAUGUGCUGGCCCAUCCCACCACCACCACCACCAACAUGGUAUUACCACUAUAGAACGCUCGAGCGGGGUAUCGUCGUGCUUACCGCCUUCUUCACCUUGUUCGUCUGGACCAGGAAGGAAACAGCGAUUUACUAUGGGUCCUCGGGUAGAUUGUAUGAAGUGUAGGAUGGGUGUCAAGGGUCAUUGGGUGCAUUUGGAUUGAGAGAGCCUGUCUAUUAUGUAGACAUUUUCAAUUAGCCCCUGAGAGGGUCCAUUACGUGAUUGCGUUCGUGAACGCCGUCACUAGCGUCGGGGCUUCGGCUCUACCGUGGUAACCAUUGCUUUCUCUGCUUGUCUGUGUACUAUGCGCUUUUUGUAGUUCUUACUACCCUUUCAACCAAAAGAGCCUCGAUGCCGCUUAGUAUUCCGACUAGAUGCGCUUGCUAUCUGUCACGACCUAACUAUGGGUGUAUUGAUGUGCUUGACCGCUGUGAAGUACAAAUUGGACUCAUUCCGCCAGCUCUCAGCAACAUGCCUCCCGCCACUCCAG
Pisolithus orientalis is the source of this 1314-nucleotide messenger RNA. RefSeq lists its product as uncharacterized. The transcript is spliced from 7 exons. Lineage: Eukaryota; Fungi; Basidiomycota; Agaricomycetes; Boletales; Pisolithaceae. The record is from RefSeq and is a predicted model, not a curated record. Bases 52 to 987 code for a protein of 311 amino acids.